Molecule: messenger RNA, 1234 nt
Organism: Mycotypha africana
Lineage: Eukaryota; Fungi; Mucoromycota; Mucoromycetes; Mucorales; Mycotyphaceae
Product: glucosamine-6-phosphate isomerase 1
Exons: 5
Coding region: 74-1078 (334 amino acids)
Biological process (GO): N-acetylglucosamine catabolic process; D-glucosamine catabolic process; carbohydrate metabolic process
Cellular component (GO): cytoplasm
Molecular function (GO): glucosamine-6-phosphate deaminase activity; identical protein binding
Source: RefSeq, a predicted model, not a curated record
CUGUUUCUAUUUUUCCUGCAAACUUGUUUAUAACCCUUUCUUCUUCAUAUUUUUUGCAGAAAUCGAUUUCAUAAUGAGAUUAAUUAUCCGUAAAGAUUAUGACGAAGUGUCAGCUUGGAUUGCGCAUUACAUUAAGGAACGCAUCAAGCAAUUCAAUCCCAGUAAAGAGAGACCUUUUGUUCUAGGCCUACCAUCAGGCUCCACACCGAUCAGUUUCUUCCAAAGACUUGCAGAGUUCUGUAAAGCGGGCGAAGUAAGCUUCAAACAUGUUGUGACCUUUACCAUGGACGAAUAUGUUGGUAUUCCAAAGAAUCAUCGAGAGUCGUAUUACACGUACAUGAAUACUAGCCUUUUUCAGCAUCUCGAUAUUAAUCCAGAAAAUAUAAAUUUAUUGGACGGUAAUGCACCGGACUUGCAGGAAGAAUGCAGACGAUAUGAGGCAAAGAUUGCGAGCUAUGGUGGCAUCGAACUGUUUGUUUGCGGAAUAGGUCCUGAUGGUCAUUUUGCUUUCAACGAACCGGGAUCAUCCAUUACUUCGCGUACGCGUGUCAAAACAUUAGCAUACGAAACAAUUGUUGCGAACUCCAGGUUCUUCGGAGGAGAUAUCACAAAGGUACCAAAAGUAGCAUUAACAGUGGGUGUUGCAACUGUCAUGGAUGCUCGAGAAGUUUGUGUUGUACUUACAGGUGCUCAUAAAAGUAUAGCGCUAUCAAAAUGUGUCGAGGAUGGAAUAAAUCACAUGUGGACGGUAUCUGCUAUUCAAAUGCAUCCUAAAGGCUUAAUUGUUUGUGAUGAAGAUGCAACCCUGGAAUUGCAUGUGAAGACUGUGAGAUAUUUCAAAUCAAUCGAGCAUGUGCAUUCAUCACUUAUUGGCAAAGAAAAUCUGGGCCUUCAAGGCGAAUUAUUAUCACCUGAAGCAUCUACUGCCAUGACAACACAUAAAAAGGGACACAAUAGCCUCGUUAAAGAGCUUUUAAGGGUCGGUCAGAAUACAGUAAACGAUGAUCUGAGCGAAGAAGAAGCAGAAAUUGAUAAGGAUGAUAAACCGCCACGCCCAUUAAAGAGAAGAAGAAGUUAAAAAUAGACAAAGAAUCGUCGGAUAUUUAAGCGCAUUUAUCAUUGAACAAAAAUGUGGAUGUACAUACAUACAGACAGAAUAUUCCCUAUUGCAUACAUUUGUAACAACAAACAAUCGUACUAUUAACCUCAUGAAUAAACAUACAAAAAUGCAGCC